GGGGUGGGCGUGAUAAUUAAUUAAGAUCCGCCACCACGGCGCGGCGCAGGCUGCUCGCUCGAAACUGUGAGGUGCAACUCCCGAUAAAAACGCCGUAUGGAAAGCUAGCUUCCUUUGCAAUCCAUCGGCCUAGGAGUAGUCGCUACACUAGAGACGAGGCGAGAGAAGCAGCAGUGAGCUGCGCCCAGCACGAUAUAGGGCAGAGCGGAGGGGAGUCGAGGAAGGAACAGAGGGGAGAGCACCAAUGGCGUGCCGCUUCCUCUUGGCCGUCCUCCUGGCGUCGUCCGCUUGGGUUGCGGCGUCCGCCGGCGCCGCGGACGAGGUCAUGGUCCCCCGCCCGGCGGCGGCGGCGGCGGCGCUCACCUUCGGGGAGGGCUACACCCAGCUGUUCGGGGACUCCAACCUCAGGCUCCACGGCGACGGCAAGCGAGUCCACAUCUCCCUCGACGAGAGGACAGGCUCCGGGUUCGCGUCGCAGGGCGCGUACCUCCACGGCUUCUUCAGCGCCAGCAUCAAGCUGCCCUCCGACUACGCCGCCGGCGUCGUCGUCGCCUUCUACAUGUCCAACGGCGACGUGUACGAGAAGACGCACGACGAGCUGGACUUCGAGUUCCUGGGGAACGUCAAGGGGAAGGAGUGGAGGGUGCAGACCAACGUGUACGGCGACGGCAGCACGGCGGUCGGCCGGGAGGAGAGGUACGGCCUCUGGUUCGACCCCACCCAGGACUUCCACCGCUACGCCAUCCUCUGGACCAAUCGCACCAUCGUGUUCUACGUGGACGGGACGCCGAUCAGGGAGGUGGUGAGGAGCGAGGCGAUGGGGGCGCAGUUCCCGUCCAAGCCCAUGUCGCUCUACGCCACCAUCUGGGACGGCUCCAGCUGGGCCACCUCGGGCGGCCGCUACAAGGUGGACUACAAGUACGCGCCCUACGUCGCCGAGUUCACCGACCUCGAGCUCCGCGGCUGCGCCCAUGCCCCGCCGGCGUCGUGCGAGCCGGAGGCGAUGCCGUCCGGGCAGCGGGCGGCGAUGGAGAGGGUCCGGGCGCGGCACAUGACGUACGGGUACUGCUACGACCGCGCGCGGUACCCGGCGCCGCUGCCGGAGUGCAGGGUGGGCGCGGAGGUGGCCAUGUACCUCCCAUCGGGCGAGGCCAGGUCGUCGGACCGGCGCAGGCACGGCAAGCGCCACCGUCGUGCCGGUGCCGCGGACUCCUCCCUCUGAUCUAUCUGAUGAUCGUUGCUGACUGUAGGCAGCGUGCUUGUGUAAUCGUGUCAUGCAUGUGUAACGUGAUUUGUAGCUUCAUCGUUGCGUAACUGAGCUAGUAGAAGUUGGGUGAUAAGUUCA
Messenger RNA from Aegilops tauschii subsp. strangulata, 1345 nucleotides. RefSeq names its product probable xyloglucan endotransglucosylase/hydrolase protein 28. Gene Ontology annotation, biological process: xyloglucan metabolic process; cell wall biogenesis. NCBI's taxonomy places the organism in Eukaryota, Viridiplantae, Streptophyta, Magnoliopsida, Poales, Poaceae. The record is from RefSeq and is a predicted model, not a curated record. Gene Ontology annotation, molecular function: xyloglucan:xyloglucosyl transferase activity; hydrolase activity, hydrolyzing O-glycosyl compounds. Gene Ontology annotation, cellular component: cell wall; apoplast.